AUGUCUACGAAAGAUUUGGCACUGCGUAUUUGGGGAAUCAAUUGUUUGGGUCAUCCUAAGGAAGUCUGUCGUUUUGUAUCAAAUCAGGGACAUCCCACAUUUCCUGAAAUAUUGCGUAAUGCGAGAAACGUAUUUAAAUCGAAAACAAAUGAUGCCAAAACAACGGAAUGCGUGUUGUCUCUGACGCUUCACUCCAUUCUUGUUCCGAUCGUUCCCUCUGUAGAUUGCAAGAAGCUGAUUUCCGCUCGUUAUACUUUCGACACAAAAGCAGCUCUGUAUCGAUUGCGGUUAGGCGCUUUCAUUCAAUAUGUCCGAGAAGAGCUGGGUGAUGAAUGCGCCUGCAUCAUUACUGAAUUUGGAAUCCGCGGAGCCGCCACCCUGGAAGACAUUAUCAACAGCAUCACCCAAAACUACCCAGGCAGCUUCCUCGUCUUCCUUUUACCCCCAGACCAAUUCACCAUCGGUUCUCUGCAGCGUGCCAUCGACAUGCUGAUCGCUCGCAACCUGGUCUGCCAGAAGAAGGACAUCGCGACCUACGCGCGCGAGCAGGACGCCGAGCUCACCGCGCAGUCCGUCACCAGCCGCCCCACACGCGGCCGCGGCGGGAAGUCUGCGCGAGGCGGCCGUGGAGGGAAAGUGAACCGCGCCGCGGCGCUGGCGGGAGAAAAAGAGUGGAAAGAUCUGGACCGUCCGGUGGUGAAACGACGCGGAAAAACGCUGGGCGACUGCCUGGAAUUGCCGGGGAAGAAGAGCAAGGACGAGUGGAAACGAGGAAACGGGGUAACGCGUAGGCCGGCACCGAAGGAAGCGCUGUCGGCGGUGGACAGCGAGCGGAAAUCGAUGCUGUUCUGCGUGAACAUCGAGCGAUACACGUGCAUUCUGCAGCAGCAGCUGAUCCUGCAGUACGUGGAGGAGCGCCUGAACGCGACGUCGCGGAAGGUGCUGGAGAGCAUUUUCACGGUGGUGGGGAUCGCUCCGCACGCGCGCACCGAAUCCUCGGCGAUGUUCUCGGGGCAGCAGGCCUUCUCGCGACUCCAAAGCGAGGUGGAGACCACGUGGACGCUCUUCUUGAAGCACCUGGCCGCGCUGGCGUCGCCGCGAGUGAGCUGUCUGAGCGUCGUCACGCCGUGCGACUCGGCGCUGGACGCGACGGGCGGCGAGUACCGCGUGAACUACAAGGGCGUCAUGCAGCUGAUCGUGGAGGACACGAUCGCAGCGUUCGUGGAGGUGGGCAAUGCCGAGGAAGGAACUGAGCGGGAGCAGCGCGUGUGCGCGAGCAUCAUCCGCGCGCUGAUCAAGCAUAAGAAGCUGGACGAGCAGGAGAUCGCGAAUAUUUGUAUGCUGCCCGAGAAAAUCUGCCGAUCGUCGGUGCUGGCGCUGCUGAAUGAUCGGUUCAUUUGCACGCAGGAAGUGCCGAGGAAGCCGGAUCAUAGCACGCAGACCACGAUUUACUUGUUCACGAUGAAUUUGGAGUAUACGGUGAAGAAUAUUAUCGACUUCAUUUACGUCAUUAUUUUGAAUUUACGAUCGCGACAGAAGGUGGUGGUUAUGAAGCAUGCGGUGAGGGCUGGAGCGAAGGAUGACAAGUAG
Molecule: messenger RNA, 1590 nt
Organism: Blastocystis hominis
Lineage: Eukaryota; Bigyra; Opalinata; Blastocystidae
Cellular component (GO): RNA polymerase III complex
Molecular function (GO): single-stranded DNA binding
Source: RefSeq, a predicted model, not a curated record